This is a messenger RNA of Staurois parvus, 311 nucleotides long. NCBI's taxonomy places the organism in Eukaryota, Metazoa, Chordata, Amphibia, Anura, Ranidae. The record is from the annotation of a GenBank genome assembly.
UGUAACGAGCAGGGGCGGACUGACCAUUCGGAAACUUGGGCACUGCCCGAGAGCCCGGGGUCAGUAGGGGGCCCCAUGAGAUGCCCCUGGUACCUUUUGUAGGCUUUUUUGGGUGUGGUUUGAGUGUGGGCGAGGACACAGGGCCCCAUGAUCCCCUAUUGCCCGGGGGCCCCAUGAGUUGUCAGUCCGCCCCUGGUGUGGAAUCAUCACCAGAGGCUGCAACACACAAGAAUCACCUGCAUGUUUUUUAUAUAUUUUUGUGGACACUGGGGUCACGUAUUGUCAGAUUGGAUUUGCAUUUAUAUAUUUUG